AUGGAUGCAAAUCCAAAUUCAAGUCCCGAAUCGGGAGGCUUCAACCCUACCAUGGACAUACGGCAAUUCACAGUGUUCUUCAAUCAAGUUGCGCAGAUUCAAGGCCACAUCAACAAGCAGUCGAAUCCAAGUCAAGAUCCUGCUAGUCCUUAUUUCAUUCUUCCUUUUAAAAGUCCAGGUAUACCUAUCACUAAUGUUACUCUCAAUGGUGCAAAUUACGGUGCUUGGAGUAGGGCUAUGGAAAGGGCUCUAAAGUCUAAGAACAAAAUCAAGUUUAUUGAUGACAUUUCUCAAAGUGUUCUUUGGACCAACAUAGCAUAUGAAUUGUGGAAUGAUUUAAACCAUAAAUAUUACCAAGGUGAUCGUUUUAGAGUUGCUGAACUAAAUGAGGAAUUGUAUGCCCUUAAACAAGGUGACCUUACUGUUACUGCAUAUUUUGCCAAGCUCAAAACUAUACGGGAGGAGCUUGAUAAUUUUAGAUCAAUUCCAAUGUGUGCAUGUGAGAUGAAGUAUGACUGUGGACUGGGAAUUAUCAGAAUGCAAAGGGAAGAAGAUAGAAGAGAGCUUUUUGGCUUGGACACUACCUCAGACAUCAAAAUCUUGGCUAGUGCUGCCUUUUCCUCAAACACUGCAAGAUUUUUUCAAGGCAGAGGGAGAGGAAGAGGUAGAGGAGGUAGGUCUCAAGCUGGAAGAGGACAAGGAGGCCGAAGCAAGCUGCAUUGUUCCUUUUACAACAAAACUGAACACAUAGUGGAUAGUUAUUACAAGAAGCAUGGUUAUCCACCUAAUUACAAGCAACGAUUUAAUAAUCAUAGCUACAACAAUUCAGCUUCACCUGUCCUAAAUUGCAUGACAGCAAUUGAUAACACUGAGGGUGACAAUGAGAAUCUCAGUGAACAACAUCAGAUGGCUAGAAGUGACACCACAAGCACUGAUUUCACACCAGAGCAGAGAGAAGCAAUUUUUGGCACUACUUAG
Molecule: messenger RNA, 978 nt
Organism: Arachis stenosperma
Lineage: Eukaryota; Viridiplantae; Streptophyta; Magnoliopsida; Fabales; Fabaceae
Exons: 3
Coding region: 1-978 (325 amino acids)
Source: RefSeq, a predicted model, not a curated record